AUGUCUAUGUAUGGUCCCGCCCACGUUUUAUCGGGAGUUGGUGUGGAUGUUUUCAGCUUGGGGGAUGAGGUUGCUGGAGAUUAUAAUAGUUCAGAGUUACUUACAUGUUACAUAAGGCAUUAUGCUGUUGCUGUGCCCCCAGCGCCGCUGGGCAAUUAA
Pyricularia oryzae 70-15 is the source of this 159-nucleotide messenger RNA. RefSeq lists its product as uncharacterized. Bases 1 to 159 code for a protein of 52 amino acids. The record is from RefSeq and is a predicted model, not a curated record. The transcript has 6 exons. NCBI's taxonomy places the organism in Eukaryota, Fungi, Ascomycota, Sordariomycetes, Magnaporthales, Pyriculariaceae.